AUGAAAACCACAACCAUACUACUCCUCGCUCUGGCCUUGGCCCUGUUCGUUCAAGCCGCACCCAUUGAAACCCGCGACGACAAGGGACCAACCUCGCCUCCCAACCACGGUGAUGAUGUUAGCUGGACCUCUACCCCCGGCCACGCCACGACUCAAGAUGACAAGGGGCCUACCUCGCCUCCCAACCGCCGUGGUGAUACUAACUGA
This is a messenger RNA of Linnemannia hyalina, 207 nucleotides long. The record is from the annotation of a GenBank genome assembly. NCBI's taxonomy places the organism in Eukaryota, Fungi, Mortierellomycota, Mortierellomycetes, Mortierellales, Mortierellaceae.